Homarus americanus (American lobster) is the source of this 5444-nucleotide messenger RNA. It is a transcript of the gene Tsen54, whose product is annotated as tRNA-splicing endonuclease subunit Sen54-like. The record is from RefSeq and is a predicted model, not a curated record. Lineage: Eukaryota; Metazoa; Arthropoda; Malacostraca; Decapoda; Nephropidae. The transcript has 8 exons. The coding region runs from base 97 to 2109 and encodes 670 amino acids. Gene Ontology annotation, biological process: tRNA-type intron splice site recognition and cleavage. Gene Ontology annotation, cellular component: tRNA-intron endonuclease complex.
GCCUCGAGUGUUGCUGUGGUGGUGUGUCUCUUGUGUGGUACUGUGGUGGUGUGUCUCUUCUGUGGUUCUGUGGUACUGUGUUCAUAUUUAGCCGCUAUGGACUCUUCCCUAUUUACAAGUGGUGAGGAGUUGCUUAAUGCUCGGGGUCGUGACCAGACAUUACCUGUGGUGGGGGAGAAGCUGACGGAGGCCAGCGGGUCGUGGCUAGAGAAGCAACAGGUUGAGGCUCGAAUUGAAGAGCAUCGUAGGUUACUGGCUGAACCCAAGUUUGUCAGAAGAGACCAGCUGGCCACAGGAGAGUGGUUGAAGGAGUCAGGCAUGGUGCGAGUUCUUCACGAGACUGGCAAAUUUUGGCAAUACAUGGGAGCAGAAACUGAUAUAGGCAAGUGCCUCUACCCUGAAGAGGCCUUGUACCUCAUAGACACAGGAGAAUUGGAAGUGUCUUAUGGGGAUGUAGCACUGAGCCUCCAACAAGCCCAGACAGUGAUGCUGCAGGAUGCUCAUCAUGUGGACCAGUACCUUGUAUAUGCACACCUCUCCAGAACUGGCUGCAAGGUGGUUCGUCAUCAAACACACCUUGUGUAUACACGCUAUGAAACACAGAUUGGGAUUGAUCGACAUCAAGUCAGCAAGAAAGGAGUGAAAUUGAAGUUAAAAGGCAAGAACAAGUCAAAUGAGGCUCAGAGAAAUAAAGGGAAGAUUAAUACCAAAAAUGAGGCCUUGGAUGAAGUGAUGAAGGAGUUUUAUGAUAUACUAGGACCUUCUACAGGGUCUUCCUCCACCCCACAUGCCACUGAUACAAAGAAAGAAAACUCUAACAAGGCAAAAGGUGAUUCUAAGACCGUGAAAGAACACAUACCUGAAGAAGAAUUCACUCCAUAUGAAAAGAAACGCAGGGAGUUACUGGACAUGUUGCCGACCAUGCAGGGUGAAAAAAUUAUGUCAGUUUCUGUGGAACCUAAGCAAUUUCUUCCCAAAAACAGCAUUCCAAUCAAACCGAUUUAUCAGAUUUCAUUAGAAGCUUUGAAUUAUUACAGCCUGUAUGAUACCACUCCCCAGAAUGUGUAUAACAGGCGUGAAAAGUAUGACAACUGGAACAGAAAAGGUGAACCGUGGUGUAAGGAAGGUAAUAAGAAAUAUCAGGACAAUAGAGCUCAUUGGACUGGUGCUUGUGAAUCAGACUGUACAGAUUGGCGAAAAGAAAAUGCGCAGUUUAGUGUACAGUGGAAUAAAGGCUGUGAAAGAGACCGUGAGAAGAGAAGGUAUCGCGUUAGGUGGGAUAAUAACAGAGAUGUCAAGAGAAGACAAUAUAAUAGAGAUGGUUGGAUGUAUGGUAGAGAACAGAGGGGGGAGGACAACCUAGGGUGGAGAGAACAACAUUGGCGGCAUCAUGAUGACAGAUGUGCACAACCCUCCCACUUUAACAGACAAGCGCUUGAUGAUGAGCAUCGUCGUGAUUAUGACGAUAACGAACACGAGAGGAUCUUGAACCAACACACAAAUGAAAGAGGUUUGGAUGGACCUGAAGAAGGUACCAUAGACUACACCAAGAAACCUGAAUGGAAAACAAGAAGGCGAAGAUGGCAAAGGAAAGACGUGCCCUUCUAUCCAAGCUGUAUUGUGAGGUUAAACAGGAAGGUUAAUUCAUGGAAAGAGUAUAAAAGGAUUGUGAAGGAGAUGUCUGCAGACAAACUGUUGGCUGAUGGUCCAGGCCAAACACUCUGGCGGGGACCCACCACUCCACUCAUCAGGCCCGCCAUGGCCACCUCUAUACAAUCAGUAUUGUCUGGGUGUAGUAUGAAGAAUGAGAGUAUUGCCAGCAGCAGCAUGUUUAACAAAGAGAAGCUGCCCCAAGACAUGCAUCUAACAAUCCACUAUGAUGUUUACCUCGCUACGGUGCCGUACAAGAAGACCGACCCCGGCCUACCCAGCAAGAGGAUCACAGUCAUGAGGGACAGAAAUAUGCCAACACCUGGGCAGAUUUUAGAGGUAAGCACAAGAUUCCACGAUGAUGUGCCUAUAGUGGGAGCAGUGGUGGUUAAUGGGGAGGUCCGGCUCUACACGUUAACAUCUCUGACACUGCCACAGCCCAUUGACUCUCUGAGAUGAAACCAACUUAGUAGUAUUAAGUAUUCCAUGUAAAUUAUGUACAUUAUUUAUGAAGGAAGAAUUAUUUUUAUAUGUUGCUGUGUGAAACUCUUUUUGUCAUGUAAAUUACUUCUGUGUUUUGUAUCAGAUGUGUGAAACUAAUGCCACUUGCUUGCACUAAGAAGUAAGAAAGUACAAAAAAAGAGGUUUAUUGCCAAGUGAGCUUAUAAGUAGAAAGAUAAGGAGUAACAAAACAAAGACUAUGUGCGAGAAGAAUCACUUGUGCCAUUAUAAGUAUAGCAUUGAUGAACAAAACCAGGAGAUUACAUUCUAUACAAUUUUUAAUGCGGAAAAGAAAAAGUAAAUUAUAUUAAGUAGUGGAUAAACUUUUAUUAUAUAAUGUAUAUAGGUAGUUGUUAUUGAUGCAUGAUCUGUAAAUUGGAGGAAGUGAAGUGAAAAGGUCAUAGUACUUUACUGAGGGUAAUAUAUUUGUAUACUGUUUUAGUUGAUACAAGUUACCCUUUUCUUUGUUGGGUGAUGUAAACAGUGGAGUACAAUACACUGUUGCUGGAUAGUGGUACUGUACUGUACAGUACUUUUAGAACAAAAUUAAUUAAUAUUUACACAAUAGGAUUGAGUUCUGUAUUAUUUAUUUAUCUUUAUUCAGGUUAUAUUUAAUAUAAAAAGGAAAAAGAAAGUACAGAAUUAUGAUGAGGUUGCUGCCUAUGUUUAUUGAAAACAUUUAAAUUUUUUAUGCAGCAUUUUAAAUGUAAAAAUAAUAUAUUUCUGAAAAUUGUGCUGGUAUGUUAUAUGAUGAUAUACCUGUACUGUACCAGGAUGGCACUCCAGAGUGUUCUGAUGGCGUCACCAAUGUUAGGAUUAGUUAAUUUUUUUUAUUUAGUUUUGUUCAUAAGGAAUGGCUUUACCAUGUGUGAGAAGUAACCCCAGGAUUAACAGAGGGAUCAUAUUAAUAUAAUGCUAUGGUGUGAUUUUCUUCACCCAUAUAUUGAUAUUUAUAAAAGAUUAAUAAAACCUUGUAAGUUCAGUAUCACAGCCGGUGGAUGAGAGUUAUGCUGUAGGAAUCUUAUGAGUUAAACCUGUUAACAAAUGCAUAGUAAUUGGACGAAUUGGAACAGUAAUAUACAGUACUUCAGUAACUUUGUUAUUGGUAUUCAAUGAAAUAUGGUGUGUGCAUGCAUGAGGUGUGUAUUUGUAUGUUACUGUACAAUAUUUGAUGUGGGAAGAAAUAUGAAGUGUUGGUUGUGGUUUUACUUAUUAGCAUACAGUAGUUCAAACUAUACUGUAAAAUACCUACUAUUAAAUCGGGAAUUUCAACAGCUGGCUACAAUUAAGUGGUAUAAAAAAUGCAGGAGAUGGGAGCUUGUGCUGAUGUUUUAUUACAGGUCAAGGAUCCUUUACCCAUAAUUAUGAAAAGCAAAAAGAUCCAUAAGCAGAAUGUUUCUUUGAAUGGACCUGUCUGUGUGUGAGGAUGAAGGUAUAUAAUCCUGGGUAUGUUGGAUGAAAGGGCAAAGAUAUUCGAAUAUGAUUAUUUCACAUACAGUGUUUUAAUAAACUCUUGUGUCAAUAGUAAGGUUUGUGAGAUGUCGUACAGCUGUACGUGUAAGAACUGUACUACAGUAUACUGUACUGUACAUCUUUUCACCACUGUACUAUGCAAUGUUGUGUGAUCACAUGAUGGGCCUAAGUCAAACCCUGUGUAUAUUAAACUACAUCAAAGACCACAGAGAAGCUCAUAACAGAUACAAUAAGUUGUAUUAGUGCUGUGUAGAUAAAUGCAGGUCAAGUCUGCAGAACAGUUGGUAGGGACAGUCAGGUGCUGCUGUCUCCACACAUCUUAACAUGUCACCCACAUAUGUACAGUAUAUGCUCAUACUAAUCACUGCCAAAUUUUUAGUUACAAUAAUAUAAGAUGCCUAAACAGUAUGAUGUUUAGUGUUUAAAUGUCACAAAGUACAUUAUCUAAACCAGCAUUAACCAUGUGUGGCAAAAAGUGGUUGUGUUCGUGGCUUAGAGAACAUUAUCAACACAUACAGUAUUGAAGAUUAACUAAAUAUAAUCAUGUUCACUGUAAAUAUAUCUUGGAUACAAUAUGUGGGAAGCGGUGGUGUAAGCAGAAAAACUGCAUUGUUCAGAUUUGAGGUCUGGUUCAGAAUUUUCUACUGUAUAGGUUAGUUUAUUGUGUUCUGUGCAAGCCGAGGUCCAAAAACUGAAAAUAUCUGAAAAUCAAACUGAAAUAAAGUCCAAGGUAUUUGGGUAAAGGAUUCCUGCCAAGUGGCUGGAGGGAGAAUAGUUAUUAUAAAGGGCAGGACCAGUGAAGAGAGAUUGGAUUUGCUGUGACAGUGUGAAGAGGAAAAAUAAAGGGAGAGAAUUGUAGAGAAAACCAGAGAAUGGAUGAAAGAAGAGUGAAAAUGUGUUGUGUUGAGUCAGUAAUGAAGUGCUUUGAUGAAUUUGUAAGAAAGGCUGCACAUAAUUCAAAGCACAUAGACUUUUAAAACUCAUAUUUCAUUGCCAGAAUACAGGUACAGUAGUCAUUAUCUCUGAUUUGCAUACGGUAUCACAGUUUUGAUUUAUCGCAAUUUGCUUUCCACGACUAAGAUUAAAAGACCCACCAAUGUUUCACUAAGAAGACAUUGUAUCCAGAAAUAAAAAAAUAUUUCAUUUGAUAAGUCAGGUUAGACAUUAAAUGAUGCGAGUAGAGAAGAAACAACAGUUGAUGCACGGCCGUGACAGGGAGAACAUGUACAUGCUUACCUGGAUGCCAUUUUUAAUAUAGGAGAGAGACUUGUUAUGACAAUUUAGCUUGAUGCGAUGCAGGAGUUGUCAGAGAGAAUCCUCUUGAUAAUAAGGACUUCCUGUUUGCAUGUUUUUAAGUUGACAGACAUUUAUUUAUACCAUAUGUCUUUGUAUUAUUUUGUAUACAUUGCCUUACAAAUUUGCCUUUUAUAAAGUUGAAAAGGAGAGAUGGUAUGGCUAAGUCUUUUUAAGGAUAAACAAAAUUUAUACAGCUCUUGAUAUGUAUUAAUUUGUUCACUGUACAUUGAGGUCAAGGAAUUACUUGAGAAAGAUGGAGGACUGUAUACCAUUGUGGCUGAUCAGUUAAGAUGGAGCCUAGCAGCCAGUCCCCUUGUGGCAUUGGUUGGUCGUGCCUUUAUCUGUCCCUCCAUUUGUUAUCUUAAAUUUUCCAUACCACAUUAUCUGUCGUGUACACAAACAGUUAACUUUAUUCAUCCAAAGACAACUAUGGUACCUGUAGUUUGGUUAAUAUUAUUAUUGUGUGUUGAUGUACUUUUGUCACGUCUUUUUCAGUGACAUUAAUAAACUGUUAUCAUCAUUGA